This is a messenger RNA of Perognathus longimembris pacificus (Pacific pocket mouse), 5328 nucleotides long. It is a transcript of the gene Tnfsf15, whose product is annotated as TNF superfamily member 15. The coding region runs from base 165 to 986 and encodes 273 amino acids. The transcript is spliced from 4 exons. Gene Ontology annotation, cellular component: membrane. Gene Ontology annotation, molecular function: tumor necrosis factor receptor binding. The record is from RefSeq and is a predicted model, not a curated record. Gene Ontology annotation, biological process: immune response. Lineage: Eukaryota; Metazoa; Chordata; Mammalia; Rodentia; Heteromyidae.
GCGGUACAUUCCCUGGCAGGGCAGGGCCAGCUACACAGGACUCUCCAGGGGGAGGGGAGGCGGUGAGGAAAGGGGAGGAGAAGGCGCCUUGAUGAACUCACCCAGGAUGAGAACCGCUGGCUGCUCUUCUAUUUAAUGCGGCGUCUCUGGCCAGGAAGAAUCAGAUGCACCUCCAACUCAGCGAGAGCAUGGCUGAGGAGUUGGGGCUGGGCUUCGGAGACGCAGCCAGUGUGGACAUGCUGCCUAAAGGAGGAAGCGGAGGCUGCGACCGCGACAGCAGCGGGCCCAAGGCCAGAGCUGGGCUAGAAGCCAGGAGCCACAGGCGGCCCUGGGCUCUCACCUGCUGCCUGCUCUUGCUCCCCAUCCUUGCAGGACUCACCGCCUACCUGCUCAUGGGCCAGCUCUGGGCCCAAGGAGAAGACUGCGUUCUGGACCAGAUCCCAGAAGAAAAGGAGUUUCUACUUUCACAUCAGCGAGCUUACAUGCCGCCGCCCAGAGCUGAUGGAGGCAAGCCCAGGGCACACCUGACAGUUAUAAAACAACCGCCCACACAUCACUUGAAAACUCAGUUACAGGCUAUGCAUUGGGAACAUGAGCUGGGCUUGGCCUUCACCAAAAACCGGAUGAACUACACCAACAAAUUCCUGGUGGUCCCAGAAUCAGGAGACUACUUCAUUUACACCCAGAUCACAUUCCGGGGGACCUCCGCUGAGUGUGGUAACAUCUCUCAAAGAAAACAGCAGAAUAAGCCAGAUUCCAUCAUCGUAGUCAUCACCAAAGUAACAGACAGGUACCCUGAGCCCUCCCAGCUCCUCAUGGGGACCAAGUCUGUGUGUGAAAUAAGCAGCAACUGGUUCCAGCCCCUCUACCUUGGGGCCAUGUUCUCUUUGCAAGAAGGGGACAAACUGAUGGUGAAUGUCAGUGACAUCUCUUUGGUGGAUUACACGAGAGAAGAUAAAACCUUCUUUGGAGCCUUCUUGUUAUAGGGCCAAAGCAGACAUCAUUGUGAAAAGGCCCCCUGCCUUCUAGUCCCCAAUUUUCUUACUGUAUCUAUAAUUCUUGAAAUUAAGGGUGUGGGGCAUUCUAUACAGUCAAGAGUUUAGCCAUGAAAUUUAAGACCCCAAAGAUUGCCUUUCAUGUGCCUUCCUGGUGAGAAUAUGGAUUGGAAACAAAGAAGAAAAGAGCCAGUGUGGUGAUUGCUGGAAGAGAGUUGGAGUUUCUCAACCCUGACACAUUACUCACCUGAAGAACAGAUGGUCGACUGAGGUCAGGAUUUAAAAACUAUUUCUAUGCUUUCCAGAUACAUUCUUGUCACCAAUAGUCCAGUCCUGAUUGAAUUUGAUCACAAACUACUUUAGCUCAACAGCCUUGGACAACAUCAGAAAGAAAAUCCAAGGGGAAAAAAUAAGCUCUUCAGAGGCCAGGUACUUAAUCGGUAUUUCCACAUACUUUCAUGCCAAUUCUAAAAGAAAAUGAAAACAGAGCUGCUAUUUCUCAUGAUCGUAAUCCCAGAGGGGAGUGUUUUUCAUGCCAUGUUUUUCCUAUGAGAAAAGCCACCUUAGAUUAAAUAUACAAGUACCAAAAUAGGCAAGUGUGAGUUCCCCACAGUAAUAACGCAUUUGCCCUUGUCAGAACAGUGUUCCUGAAUGCCUGUAAUAUCUUGGGCACUCUUUAACCUAGAAAACGCUACGAGGAACACAUCAACCAACUCACAACUUAGAUAAAUACUAUGAGAUGCCUCCUGGUCAAAUUCAAUCAACAUACUUCAAAGAUAACUGGGAGUCCUGGAAAAAAAUCAUCCAAAAAUGUUAUUUUUGGCAUUGCCUUUUGUAAAAUGUCCAGAUGAGUAUGCCACUCAGAAAAUUUGAAGACAGAUUUCUAGCAAACUAGACUAACUAUACAACAAAGCUGACUGAUGCCAAGAGACAAUGGACUUGUUCUCUGAGAAGGAAACAAAAAUAUCAAUCAUCUGAGUCAGAGACAUUUAUCCAGGUUGAUUUGAAACUUUAUAUGCAUAGUAUUAUGUGGGUAUUUUUCCCUUAAAAUAUUCAAGGGGAUUUAACUACAGGAUUAGCUAAUCUUCCCAGCCACGGCUUCUUUAAAGAAGACAUCAAGGUCUGUCUUAGUGAGUGAAUACCCUCGGUGGCACGAUUUUCCUGUGUGCUUUUCCUAUGUGCUGGGCAGGGAGGGACAGUUUUGUCCUCUCAACCCUUAUUGGCUGAUUUUCCAAGCAGGAAUCUUCCAAUUUGUUUUCCAGGGUCAGAUGAGCUCAUUGAAAUGAAAUGGCCUAACUUCCUGCAUUCUGUGUAAGAAGUUAACUUUCUACCUUCCAUGAGGGCCUUUGGGUAUAUCAUGUCCAGUUACCCCAGCACCAUGGCCUGUUUUAUAAACACUCCUUAUCAUGAGGGAGCCUCACAGAUAUGUCUGAGAUUGAACUUGGCUCCUAGAUCACUGUUACACUAAGUUUCCAGGAAAACUAUAAGCAGAGAGAGAGAGAAAGAGAGAGAGAGGGAGAGAGAGAGAGAGAUGGGAUGUGGAUUUUGAACAUAGUGACUGAUAGAGUCAAUAUCUGUUGAAUAAUAAUUCAGUGACAAUGGAUUUCCUGGUUGUCAGUGGAAAGGCUGACUGGAGACAUACUUUGGAAGGUCUGCUAAAGUUAAAUUACGCCAGGCCGCCUUGUUGCCUUCGCUUUCCACAAACAACACAGGCCUCUCUGAGAGCAGGGAGAAUAAAGGGUGCAGCUACCUCUGCCUGGUUCAGUCUUCAUGAAGGAAGUGAAGCCUGAAAGAAGGUGGGUGGCCCCCCAGAUGACCACAGGGAAAGGGCACCCCAGAAGGAGGAAUUGCCCUUUGCUUAAGAAGAACUGAAAGGCUUUUUCUGGUUUGACAUGAGGACAUUGCCUCCCCCGCUCCAGAGAACAGCAUUGUCACCAACACUAGUCUGACUCCACCGUCAGAGCUAACAUCCCAGUCAGUUAGAAAAUCAAAGGUGCUAUCUGCACCUGUCAGUCACCACAGUGCAAGGGAGCAUCAAGCAACCUACACUUUCUAGGAAAGGAUUUGCACAGAAAAAGCAAGGAGAUGGGCACCCCUUCUCUACCAUUAAAGGGAAUCCUGGGUCACUAGCCUUCACACCAGCCCAUGAGGAGCUCUGGUUGGUUGGCAUGUUUAUCCAACACAAGAAUUUCCUACUACCUUGAAAAAUGUAGCUGAAGUUUUCACUGCUGGUUUUUUUUUUUUCCAAUCCUUAAUAAUAUUCCCUUUACUAUUCAGAAGAACACAGACAAACAUUCCAAACAGGACUCAAAAUAGAAUUUCUGUUUCCAAGGCAUUAUUUUUCAGAGGCAAAAUUAGUCCUAUUGUAGAAUUCAUACUGCAAGCAAUAUGCAGACAGAGAGAGGUUCAUAGUUUCUUGCCUCAGCUUCAAAGAUGACCCAGACAUACCUUGAAAAGUCUACAUUUCUUGAUCAAAAUUCAGGGCUCAUCAGAACCUUUAUCCUCAGUAUGCUUUAUGUCUAUCUGCAAAACAGAAUUACUGAGCUACUAAAAUUAGUAUUUUUUCUUUACUAAGGAAAACUGAAAAAUGUACCUUUUCAUGUCCUGAAACAUAUCAGGUUUAGUUCUAAAACAGGACUGUUGCAGUUCUAAUGCCAGAACCCUUAGCUGUAUUUCAGUCUAAGUUAUGCCAUCCCAGAGGAAAUUCAAGCUCUAUGCUUAUAAAUACUCACCAGGAUGGUAAAGUCCAACUAACUGCUGGACCUUGCCAAUAUCCCCUUGCAAGGUAUUUUCUCAAAUUCUUAAUCAUGUGUCCAUGGUGGUGACAUUGGGGGUGAUUUUUAAGAGAUCUAUUCACAGCUAUGCCUUACAAAAUACAGAAAGGUGUCUCUUGCCUCAAAAUUUCCUGCUUGUUUAGGGCCUAGAGUCUUGGAAGUGUUUUUCCAUUUUUCGUAGGAUUCUCUUUAAGCAUAACAUUAUCCUGAAUAGUGUUGCAUUAUAUUGGUAGCUAAGUCUUUGGAAAUUUCAGUGAUUUUCGAUCCUCAAAUCUUUUCCCCAGUGCUAAGGAAUGUAGGUUAAAGAAGUCAAAAUCUUAUCUUGUUCCACUCUGACAACCAUAUUUACAUCGUCCUAUGCUCUAAGACACCCCACCUCCACCUCUCUUCCAUUCCCCUAUUUUAAGAGGAAAUGAAGCACGCUGGCAGACCCAGAGCUCAGAUUCUGUCCUCUGAAACCACAAACCUUGCUACAUCAAUUUGUCUACUCUUGGCAAAUAAUAUUCAAUUUAAUGAUUAGAGGGGACAUUCGGUGAAGAUAUAUUUUCAAAUAUUUGUGGGCAAUGUAGAGAGGCAACUAAGACUUCUUUGAAGUAUACCAAAAGAAAAAGCUGGGACUAAAGAAGUACCAUCUCUGGGUUCACACCCAAAUGAACAUUCUACCCCCAGACUGAUCGUUUCCAGGUAGUGAUUGCUCUCUCCCUGGAAAUCCUCAAGCAAAAAACUUAUUACAAGAGUUUUUUAGAAGUCAUUGUUUCUUAGAAGUUAGGGAAGGGAUCAACAAAAGAAUUUCUGGAUUUUUUUUUCAAAUCUAUGACCAUGUUGCUUCUUUUUAGUUUACUUCCAUGUGUUCUAUUAGAUCGUGAUGAACCUGAAAACUCCAAGACUUCAAUGGUUCCAAACCUAGUAGCUCCCUGGUUAAGAAUGUAUCCGACACCAAGUGACUCUGAGAUCUUGCCAAGAGAGAAAUUCAUGUAAUUUGACAACCAAUUUGAUUGUCGGGUUGCAUUGGAGCAUACAGACUUGAAAUUCCUAGCCGGCAAUCUUUUAUUUUCACCCAUGAAUUGCUUAUUCUUUUUAAUAUCUGUCCCAUGACAGUACUUAUUACCUAGAUGCUGGCAAGCAGGAAAGAAAAAUCCUGCUCUUAUAGAGUACACUCUUAUAGAGGCAGAAGACACACACAUGCACAAAAACCAAGCUGACAUAAAUGAUUUUAUUCUUAAAGUCAUUAAAAAAUGUAACUUCCCCCUCAUUUAACUUCAGGGGGUAUAUAGAUUGAACAAAUGUGUGGGAUUUUAGGGAGAAGCCCAGGGGCUUUCAUUGAGUUUGUUUUAUGUUAAAACGUCACAACCCCAAGGUAAAAUGCAUAUUGUAUGUUGUUGAAUAUGUAAUUACCUAGUAUGGAUCCCAUGUCAUCAUUGCUGUAUGAAUUCUAACCUAUAUAAAUGAAAGAUUGUAUGUGUUAAUCUAUUUAACAGAUGUAACUUAAUUAAUUGGAAUUAAAGGCUGCAGAAAUACUGACAGUUGCUUUCAUUGUUUCAUUAAUCAUUAGUUUUCUU